GAACAGCCACGUCCUCAGGCAUGGCCUCAGUGGGGGGGUGACUGUGUCUCCCCUGCCCCGAUGCCUCUAUCCUUCUGUCCUUCUAUCCCACCCCUCACCCCAACAUUACCCACCUCACCCCCUUGGCCCUCCCACCCCCCUGUCCAUCUGUCUGUCCCUCCAAUGUCUCCCUGUCCCACUCCCCAUCCAUCUGUCCACCCCUCCCACUACUUCCUACCCUUGUACCCCACCAGACGCCCUGGCUGUCCCCCCCUAAUCCCUCUGUCCCCACAGCUGUCCCUCUGUCCAUCCCUGAUGCUGGACACCCAUGUCCAUAUCCUGUCUCCCCACGGAAGCCCCCCCAGCCCAGGGUCAAACAUUAACCAGUGUUGUGCAGGGGCCACCUGUCCCUGUCACCCCCCACGAUGGCCCCUGUCCCCCCCGGCCGAAUGGGCACCUGGCCACAGGUGCUGCGUGGCAGGGUGACAUCAGGGGGGACAGGGGGAUAUAAGGACCUGCACGGCAGUGGCAGCAGUGGCACCGAGGAACCGGGGUGUCAGGUGCGUCCUCUCAUCCCGCCGUGUCCCCUUGUCCCGCUGUGUCCCUGUGUCCCCACCCGUGGAAGCAGCCAUGUCUCCCCGCUGGCCCCCGUUGCUGCUGGUGGCCUGUGCGCUGGCGCUGCUGCCGCUGAGGCCCCGCGCGGCCCCGGCCCAGCCCACCUACCCCGGCGACGACGCGCCCGUCGAGGACCUGCUGCGCUUCUACAACGAUCUGCAGCAGUAUCUGAACGUCGUGACACGCCCCCGGUAUGGGAAGCGGGCGGGCGGGCGCGUCCUGGGCGAGGAGCCCUUUGGUGCUGCGGGGUGCUGAGUCCCCAGGAACACUGCUGGGGCCGAGUGGGUGAAGAGGAGCCCGGGGAGUGCGGCCCCUGCCCCUCCACCGCACCCUCGACCCCCCCAGAGCUGACCCCGCAGGGUCGGGACAGACCCCCCAGCAAUAAACCCCCCUGCAGCCA
Pseudopipra pipra is the source of this 994-nucleotide messenger RNA. Its product is annotated as pancreatic polypeptide-like. The coding region runs from base 610 to 849 and encodes 79 amino acids. The transcript has 4 exons. Gene Ontology annotation, cellular component: extracellular region. The record is from RefSeq and is a predicted model, not a curated record. Gene Ontology annotation, molecular function: neuropeptide Y receptor binding; neuropeptide hormone activity. Lineage: Eukaryota; Metazoa; Chordata; Aves; Passeriformes; Pipridae. Gene Ontology annotation, biological process: neuropeptide signaling pathway; feeding behavior.